Vidua chalybeata is the source of this 2637-nucleotide messenger RNA. RefSeq names its product polyunsaturated fatty acid lipoxygenase ALOX15B-like. Gene Ontology annotation, biological process: lipid oxidation; linoleic acid metabolic process. Gene Ontology annotation, molecular function: metal ion binding; oxidoreductase activity, acting on single donors with incorporation of molecular oxygen, incorporation of two atoms of oxygen. The record is from RefSeq and is a predicted model, not a curated record. NCBI's taxonomy places the organism in Eukaryota, Metazoa, Chordata, Aves, Passeriformes, Viduidae. Bases 9 to 623 code for a protein of 204 amino acids. The transcript has 4 exons.
ACCCGUUAAUGUCCCCGUUGAUGUCCCCAAAUGUCCCCAAAUGUCCCAGGUUUGUCUCUGCCCUCCUGGCUCUCUAUUAUCCGUCCGACGGCGCCGUCCGGGAGGACCCCGAGCUCCAGGCCUGGGUGGGAGAAAUCUUCACCAGGGGCUUCCUGGGCAGGAGGAGCUCAGGGGUGCCCUCCCGCCUGGACUCCGUGCGCGGCCUCGUCACCUUCGUCACCACGGUCAUCUACACCUGCUCCGCCCACCACGCGGCCACCAACAGCGGCCAGUUUGAGCUGUCGGCGUUCCCCCCGAACGCCCCCGCCGCCAUGCGGGAGCCCCCUCCCCGCUCCAAGGCCGCGCUGAGCGAGCAGGAUUUCCUGGCGGCGCUGCCGGCCAUGAACACCACGGCCACGGUGCUGGCCGUGCUCUGGGUGCUGAGGAACGAGCCCAUGGACAUGCGCCCGCUCGGGCACUACCCCGACCGUCACUUCACCGAGGCUCCCGCCCGGCGCCUGAUCCGGCGCUUCCGGCGCCGCCUGCGCCGAAUCUCCCGGGAGAUCCGGGCCCGGAACGCGACGCUGGAGAGACCCUACCCCUACCUGGACCCCGAGAACAUCGAGAACAGCGUGGCCAUCUGAAAAACACCCAAAAACAGCCCAAAAACAGCCAAAAACAGCCAAAAACCAGACCAAAACAGCCAAAAAGAGCCAAAAACAGCAAAAAAACAGCCAAAAACAGCCAACAAACAGCCAAAAACAGCCAAAAAAUAUCCCCAAAAUUAUCCCCAAAAAUGCCCCUACCUGGACCCCGAGAACAUCGAGAACAGCGUGGCCAUCUGAAAAACACCCAAAAACAGCCCAAAAACAGCCAAAAACAGCCAAAAACCAGCAAAAAAACAGCAAAAAAAACAGCAAAAAAACAGCAAAAAAACAGCCAAAAACAGCCAAAAAAUAUCCCCAAAAUUAUCCCCAAAAAUGCCCCUACCUGGACCCCGAGAACAUCGAGAACAGCGUGGCCAUCUGAAAAACACCCAAAAACAGCCAAAAAACAGCCAAAAAACAGCCAAAAAACAGACCAAAACCAGCCCAAAAAUACCCUGAAAACAACCCAAAAUUAUCCCAAAAACAGCCCCCAAAACAGACCAAAAAUAUCCCCAAAAAUAUCCCCAAAAAUUAUCCCCUGCCUGGACCCCGAGAACAUCGAGAACAGCGUGGCCAUCUGAAAAACACCCAAAAACAGCCAAAAAACGGCCCAAAAACAGCCCCAAAAACACCCCAAACAGCCAAAAAACAGCCCAAAAAUACCCCAAAAAUAUCCCCAAAUAAUCCCAAAAAUAUCCCAAAAACAGCCUAAAAAUAUGCCAAAAACACACAAAAAUUAUCCCCAAAAAUAUCCCAAAAUACCCCAAAAAUAUCCCAGAACACAAAAAACAGCCAAAAUACUCAAAAAUAUCCCAAAAUAACCCAAAACACCCUGAAAUAUCCCAAAAUAUCCCAAAAUUAUCCCAAAAAUAUCCCGAAAUACCCCAAAAUAUCUCCAAAAUACCACAAAAUACCCCAAAAUAUCCGAAAACACCCAAAAAUAUCCCAAAAUAUCCAAAACACCCAAAAAUAUCCCAAAAACACUCCGAAAUAUCCCAAAAUAACCCAAAAUAUCCCAAAAUAUCCCUAAAUACCCAAAAAUACCCCAAAAUAUCCCAAAAGCACUCCGAAAUAUCCCAAAAUAUCCCAAAAAACCCCCAAAAUCCCCCAAAAUUGACCCCAGGCUCGAGACCAGCGUGGCCACAUUGGGGGGGAGGUCCCCAGUAUGGCACUGGUCUGAACUGGGAGCUGUUACUGGUUUAUACUGGGAGCUGUGACUGGCCUGUACUGGUCUGAACUGGGGGCUGUUACUGGUGUGUACUGGUCUGAACUGGGGGCUGUUACUGGUUUAUACUGGGAGCUGUGACUGGCCUGUACUGGUCUGAACUGGGGGCUGUUACUGGUUUAUACUGGGAGCCAUGACUGGUCUGAACUGGUGUGAACUGGGGGCUGUUACUGGUUUAUACUGGGAGCUGUGACUGAUCUGUAUUGGUCUGUACUGGGGGCUGUUACUGGUCUGUACUGGGAGCUGUGACCGGUCUGUACUGGUGUGUACUGGGGGCUGUUACUGGUUUAUACUGGGAGCUGUGACCGGUCUGUACUGGUCUGAACUGGGAGCUGUUACUGGUCUAUACUGGGAGCUGUUACUGGUUUAUACUGGGAGCUGUGACUGGUCUGUACUGGGAGCUGUUACUGGUUUAUACUGGGAGCUGUUACUGGUCUAUACUGGGAGCUGUUACUGGUUUAUACUGGGAGCUGUGACUGGUCUGUACUGGGAGCUGUUACUGGUUUAUACUGGGAGCUGUUACUGGUUUAUACUGGGAGCUGUGACUGGUCUGUACUGGGGGCUGUGACUGGUCUGUACUGGGAGCUGUGACUGGUCUAUACUGGGAGCUGUUACUGGUUUAUACUGGGGGCUGUUACUGGUUUAUACUGGGAGCUGUUACUGGUUUAUACUGGGAGCUGUGACUGGUCUGUACUGGUGUGUACUGGGAGCUGUUACUGGUUUAUACUGGGAGCUGUUACUGGUUUAUACUGGAGCCUUACUGGUGUCAAUAAAGGUGUCGCUGGA